AUGAUUUCUGAGUCAAGAGUCGAUGACGACAAAGAACAUCACAUUCGACUAGAAAGACGAGGUCGCCGUGGAAUCCUGAAAGUUGAUAACGAAGUUGAACAGAGUGGUUUGAGUAGCGGAAUACUGGCCAUGCUUAACGCUGAUGGAAACAUAUUCAUUGGAGGUGUACAUGAUGUCUAUAGGGAUACAGGCGGGCUGCAUUCCAAAAAUUUCGUCGGCUGUGUUGCGGAUGUGGCAUUAAAUGGCGAAAUUAUUGACCUUAUGGGAACGGCAAUAGAUGGGAAAAAUGUGAAACCAUGCGACGAGUGGAUUUCUCCCAGAAGGAGGCGGCUGAAAGGUCGAAGAUACGGUCUGACAUGUCAAUAA
Messenger RNA from Ostertagia ostertagi, 366 nucleotides. NCBI's taxonomy places the organism in Eukaryota, Metazoa, Nematoda, Chromadorea, Rhabditida, Trichostrongylidae. The record is from the annotation of a GenBank genome assembly.